Molecule: messenger RNA, 1614 nt
Organism: Exophiala xenobiotica
Lineage: Eukaryota; Fungi; Ascomycota; Eurotiomycetes; Chaetothyriales; Herpotrichiellaceae
Exons: 2
Coding region: 1-1614 (537 amino acids)
Source: RefSeq, a predicted model, not a curated record
AUGGUGGUCACCGAUUACAAAGAAGCCAUUCGAAGGGCCAAUGAGCUUCGCGAAACCUCGCUUAAAAAGGUACCCAACUAUAUUCGCGACGAAGACCUACCUAAGAACUUGGGGCACUACGUCCUCGAUGUACCCGAGAAGGUCUUGACGUCGCGCGAAUUCGAGAUCACCCAAAAGUACGAUGCGACGGCGCUGGUGGCGGCACUUCAAAGCGGGAAGCUCACUUCGACCGAGGUCGUCAAGGCCUUCCUCCGUCGCGCGACACUCGCCUCGCGGCUCGUCAACUGUGUCACGGAAUUCCUCGCCGACGACGCGUUGGAGCGAGCGGCGUACCUAGAUGCCUACUUUAAGGAACACGGCAAGCCCAUCGGCCCCUUACACGGUCUCCCGAUCAGUGUCAAGGACCACAUUGGCAUGAAGGGCAAGGUCAACAGUAUCGGUUUCUGCUCCAUGAUCGACAAUGUGGCCGAGAAAGAUGCCGACAUCCUGGUCCUGCUUCGGAACCUGGGUGCCGUCUUCCACGUCCGCACCACUCAGCCACAGGCGCUUUUUUCCAUCGACACGUCGAGUCCUCUCUGGGGCAAUACCGUCACGCCCUACAACCGGAACCUGAGCGCCGGUGGAAGCUCGGGCGGCGAAGGAGCUCUCAUCGGCAUGCGUGGUAGUGUCCUCGGCUUGGGUACCGAUAUUGGCGGCUCCGUUCGGGUCCCCGCGGCCCACAAUGGAAUUUAUGGAUUUCGUUGCUCCGCACGGCGCACGCCGUACGACGGCAUCUGCCUCUCGGCUGGAGGGUCGGAGCAGAUUCUCUGUAUCGUCGGACCUAUGGCGGUCUCGCUGCGCGAUUGUCAACUCCUGCUCAAGACGUUGGAAGACGCUCAACCCUGGUCCCUCGACCCUUACUGUCUCCGGAUGCCCUGGCGGGAGGUUCCCAAACGGCGAGACUUCACCAUUGGUGUCAUGUGGAAUGACGGUAUCGUGGAACCUCACCCGCCCGUGAAACGGGUAUUGAAGGAGGCCGUGGCCAAGCUGGAAGCGGCCGGCGUCAAGUUGAAAGAAUGGACCCCGUACGAGCACAAGAAAUGCUGGGAGAUCAUCGCCGCCCUAUACUGGAUCGACAAUGGCAAGGUCGACUUCAAAGCCAUGGAGGCGAGCGGCGAACCCUGGUAUCCCUUGACGAAAUGGAUCCUGCCGGAAAACGAGUACGCCAAAGACCGGACCAUCGCCGAGAACUGCGCCAUCGUCGUGGAAAGGGACCAGUACAAGAAGGAAUACUUGCGACGCCUUAACGAGGCCGGCGUCGACUUCAUCUUGUGUCCCGCCACCAUCGGUGCCGCCAUGCCCAUCCAAAAGGCUCGAUCUUGGGCCUACACGGCUCAAUGGAACUUGUUGGACUAUCCGGCCAUCGUCUUCCCAGCCGGUCAGAUGGACAUGGAAAAGGACAAAAAGGACGAGACGUACGUGCCCAAGUCAGAGGAAGACAAGUACUUUUACGAUCUCUACGAGCCCGAAGUCUUCAAGGACGCCCCUGUCGGCCUCUCGCUCGUCGGGCGAACAUAUUACGACGAGGAAUUGGCCAGUGCACUCGAGGUGGUGCAAGAGAUCCUCGCAGAAUAG